Alexandromys fortis (reed vole) is the source of this 3413-nucleotide messenger RNA. RefSeq names its product zinc finger CCCH-type containing, antiviral 1 like (gene Zc3hav1l). The record is from RefSeq and is a predicted model, not a curated record. The transcript is spliced from 4 exons. NCBI's taxonomy places the organism in Eukaryota, Metazoa, Chordata, Mammalia, Rodentia, Cricetidae. Bases 96 to 977 code for a protein of 293 amino acids.
CCCCCGACAGCUCACAAGCUCCAGUGGCGGUCGUGGCGGGGAGGAGCCUGCAGGCCCCGGGCUGGCGGGAACGCGCGGCGCGAUCUCCGCGGACCAUGGCGGACCUCACAGUGUGCGCGUUCCUCACCAAGGUUCUGUGUGCUCACGGCGGCCGCAUGUUCCUGCAGGACCUACGCGGCCACGUGGAGCUGUCGGAGGCGAAGCUGCGGGCGGUGCUGCGGCGCGCGGGCCCCGAGCGCUUCCUGCUGCAGGAGGUGGAGCUGCGCGACGGCCCGUGGGACCCGGAGGCCGAGGUGGCGGUGGGCGCGGGCUCGGGCUCGGGCGGCGGCGCCACGGCCUGCAGGGUGGUGGCCGUGUCCUCCGCCCGCCUCUGCGCCCGCUAUCAACGCGGGGAGUGCCAGGCCUGCGACCAGCUUCACUUGUGUCGCCGUCACAUGCUGGGCAAGUGCCCCCACCGCGACUGCUGGUCUACCUGCGCUCUGUCCCAUGAUAUCCACACACCCAUCAACAUCCAAGUCAUGAAAAACCGUGGGCUUUUUGGCCUCAAUGAAGCGCAGCUUCGAAUCCUGCUUUUGCAGAACGACCCCUGCCUUUUCCCAGAGGUCUGUCUGCUGUACAACAAAGGUGGUGAUGUCCUUUAUGGCUACUGCAACCUCAAGGAUAAAUGCAACAAGUUUCACGUCUGCAAAAACUUUGUCCGGGGCGAAUGCACACUGAAGACCUGCAAGCGGUCCCACCAACUCAUUCACGCUGCCACCCUGAAGUUGUUAGAGGACCAGGAACUGAAUGCUUCAAGUGUCGUGAACUUCCAGAUAAUCUCUGUCUACAAACACGCGAAGCUGCACAAGAUGCUUGAAGAUAAAGACAGCGAGACCUCUGCUGGGCACUCACAAGGCAUCGAGAAGCAAGGGGCUCCUGGGGCUGGGGCUGCAGAAGCCAGGCCUGUCCCUGCUCAAUCGCCCAGGAAGCCCCAGUAAACCUUAAAGAGUACAGAGGAUAUGAGAAGCAGCUUGUCCAUCUUGGAGGAUCAGAAGCAAGAUUUCUGCUGAGCUGGAGUUUGUAGCUGUUCUCUCUUUCCUGACUUAAUAGCAUUGGUAACUUAAUGCCUUUCCAGGGUGGAAAGGAAACUGCACUUGUGGGUGAGGUUGGCCCUGGAGCGGGCAAAGAGAGGGUAAAAUUCUGAGCACAGUGGGGAUCAGUCCAGGGCAAAUCCUGAAGCUGUGACCUCUGUCUGCAGUUCUCGAGUGCCUUUCCAGCCCCGGCAUGGAGGGCAGGUUCCCACGGACAUUUCCUAGACUCCCUUCACACGCUUGCAUGGUAGACACCACAGAGUCUGUAUACUCUGCGUCUUACUACUUGGGUUUGUACAUAAUCCCUUUUGCACAGAAUUGUUUACAUAGUUGAAUUGCCUCCCUUAUUCUGGUGUAUUUCAAUACUCAUAACGUUUGAAUAUUUCAUUUUGUAUCAGAUGUAUUUGUGUCUUGUUUUGUAUGGAGUUUAAGAGCCAUUUCAUACCUUUGCUUGGCUUGUAGGUGCAAAACAAUGCUAUCCUUUGAUGCACAUUUCUUUAACUAUCUGUGCAGAUGAGUGGGCUCUUCUGCCCCUUCUUUUUGUAUGUCUUGAUUUCGUGAAUUUUCUAUAUGUUGCAUUUGUUGCUGGGGCCCUCUGGGCUAUCAUCCACACUGUGUCCAUAAUAUUCAACUUUAUGGGUCCAUCCCCAGUCAGUAUCACAGUUAAUACUCUUUGGUCUCUCACCAGAGUUUCUACCUCACCCCAGCCAAUUCUCAUCUCUUACUGAGCCGACCAGAGCUCAGCUGCUAUACCUUGAAGGAUGUGUAGUUCAGUUCACUCCUUCCUCCAGUUGUAUCUGUCACUUUUGUGGAUAGGGACAGGUCAUCACACACACACACACACACACACACACACACACACACACACACUUUGUCUAUUCUAAGGUCAUUCCUUCCUUCCUCCAGCCCGUCUGUCUCCACUGUUCUCAUCUUGUGACUUGUAGAUAUUCAUGUUCCCCAAUGUCGGUGUAUAAAGAGAAGGUUUGUGUUUCUUUCCAUAAUAUGACCUUUGAAAAAUAGGGGCAAUUCAGUAAGUUUUCAUAACGCCGAACUUACCUUGUUUAGAGAAACUUUUAUCAUGAGAGGAGGGAUGUAAAAAUGUCCUUUCCAAAUGAAAAAAUCAGUUUCCUCUUAAUGGGCAGUAAACUCAACAACGUAGGUCUUUGCACUAUGGUUGUCAACAACAGUAUUUCUGAAAUUGUGUUUUACAGUCUUUCUUUUUUAAAUUUCUAGUUGUGACUUCUUUCCUAAUGGUAUUUGUUGUGCCUGUGUGCUGGGAUCAAACCCAGGGUCUUGUCUAUGUGAGGCAAAGUCCUUGACCAGCAAGAUACAUCUAAGUCCUGGGACUAAACUUUGAAAGAAAUUUAGGCCAGUCAAGGUUGUAUAUGCCUUUAAUCCCAGCACUACAGGAAUAGAGGCAGGCAAGUCUCUGUAAGCUCAAGGCUACCCUGAUCUACAUAGUGAGUUCCAGGCUAGCCAGAGAUACAUAGGGAGACCCUGUCUCAAAAAGAAACAAUUUAUUAUUUAUUUAUUAUUAGUAGUACUUAUACUUUGUCAUUCUCUUGUAUAUAUUUGCUGUAAGCCACCCUAAGUCCUCAGAGGAAUGCUCAGUGCAUAUCCUUUACAUCAAUAGAGGUGGUAGACUUUUACAUCGUUGUUUUUGCAUCCACCACCAUUGUGCUCUUACAGAGAAUGCUUAUUGGUCUGUAGUCAUUGUUGCAAUAUGUUAUUGAAGUCUCUAAUAUUCCAUUUUAAUGUUCUCUUGGCAUUUAGUCUACAGAAUUGUCUUCUUGUAUGUGUGUGUGAUACUGGGAGUGUGCUCAUGUGUGCUAGACAAGUGCUCACCACUGAGCUGUAUCCUCAGCACUAAAAUGGUCUGUAGCUGUUACUGGACCAAGUCUGGCUGCCACCCCCAUGACAGGCGAGUGAGGUUAAGAGGUGGUACUGAGACAAAGCUUCUUAGAAAGGGAGGUUGGGCUGUUCCAGAGUCUCUUCUGCUGGGGAGCUAAUUUGGGGUCGGUUUAUUCAAGUGGUGAUGGCUGGCCAGGUAGUGCGCACUCACUGCCUAGUCUUGGGGUGUUUUUCACUUCUACAAGUCUCAGAAACAAAUGAGUAUUUCCUUGGGCUUUACUUUUCAAAUUAGUUCCACAGCACACGGCUGGAGGUAAGAGAAACAAUGCCACCAGAAGGUGGUGGCGCAUGCCUCUAAUCCCAGCACUCCGGAGGCUAAGGCAGGUGGAUCUCUGAGUUCGAAGCCAGCAUGGUCUGCAAAGUGAGUUCUAGGACAGCCAGAACUGUUGUUCUAUGGAGAAACCCUGUCUUGGGGGGAAGCGGGGGGGGGGG